This is a messenger RNA of Vitrella brassicaformis, 2019 nucleotides long. The record is from the annotation of a GenBank genome assembly. Lineage: Eukaryota; Vitrellaceae.
GCGGCUCGCCUGCUUGAAAAAGGCCGAUUUCUAUGACGCAGUGAGUAGGCCGUGUGCCAGUGGUUGCCUUCCGUCGGCUGCCGGUCGGUCGUUGCAGAGAUGGUACUCUCGUUCGCCAUCUUGUCCCUCCUGCUCCUGCUCCUCUACCCCCUCAGCUACCUGUUCUUCCAGGUGGGUGGCAGAGAGGCGACGGAUGCAGCCAUCCAUGCAUCAGGCGCAUGGGAGAUCUCUCUCUCUCUCGCUGUCGCUGCUGUUGCUGGUUGGCUUUGGGUGUUGUUGCAGGUGAAGCUGAAGGACACCAUCUUUGUCAUUGUUCCCAACCUCUUUGGGGUGAGACUACUGUGCACAUCACACACACUCCAGCCGCUGAUUCCAUCUCUCGCUCAUGUCUGAGUAUGUCUGUCAGGUGUAUGGUGCUGCCUAUCUCGAGCUCAAGUUCCCCAACGAUUCCCUCCUGUCCCUCUGCACCAACAGCAACCCCGCCAGCGUCGAUGCGUGGAGCCAGGCGCUCUUCCUCAUGUGCUUCCCCCUCUUCCUGCUGGACCUCAUCUUCACCAAACAUGACUCAAUCAUGAUCAUUCACCACAUUGCAUGGUGAGUCAGCCAGGGCGCAAAAGGCGUGCAGACACCUCUGUGUCUGUCUGAAUGUGUUGUGUGGGCAUGGUGUUGCAGCAUGGUCAACUGGGCCGUUUAUCUGGCCAUCCAGUGGAGCCCUCUGAGCCACUCGAUGUCCCCCUCCUCGCCCAUCGCUUGGUUCGCCUCGGGCGGUUUCAUCUUCCAAAUCCCAGGCUUCUAUCUCGAGUGCGGCCUCUUCGUCAACCACUACUUCCGGCUCAUCCGCAAGCAGCGGCCGGCCUACCUGGUGCCCGCGGCUGUCACGUUCCUGGCCUACUUCACGGCCAGAGUGCUGUUUCUGCUCUACUGCUGCGUCGUGCAGCUGCGGUACAUCGAGGGCGAGUGGGUCGGCAAGAUAUCGACCGAGAUUGUCUUCGUCUGCAAUGUGGUCUGGUUGGUGCGCAUCGUCCGGGGGCUGGUGCGCGGCUUCAAGGAGAGGGGGAAGCGGCGCGCACUGAGGGGUGAGGACGAGAGCAACAUCGAGACCCAGGACAGCAGAAGUGGCGGCGAGAGCGAGACCGACUCGUCAGUGGUCAACGCAUCUGAGGAGCCGCGGACACUGACCAAGACGAGCAGGCAGCCGCGCGACACUGUCUCCAAUGCCAACGCAUACCCCGUCGAGACGGCCGGGGAGGGCGUCAUCCUCGGGGCACUCAACCAAACCGACCGCCGGCCGCUACUGCCGCACAAGCAGCAGACGAGGCACCGGGCGUCCAUCAACGGGCACCUGGAGAUCGAAUCACAGCCGGCAAGUGUAGGCCACGCCCCCGCCAGCAUCGAGGUCAUUGGUGCGACCGUCGCUCAGAACGCGGCAGCUGCAGAUGGGGAGCAGCAGUGGGGGUCGGCCGCGGCAGCUGGCGGGACCACUGAGCAGCAGCGGCAACACAUGACGCCCUUCGUGUUGAUGGCCGGGCGGGACAGGCCGAGAGAUGCAGCAGGAGGGGCAGCAUCUGGCAGCUCAGCAGCCAAUGCCCCACCAUAGUAGCUAGGAGUGAACAGAGAGGGUCGUUCGUUCGUCAUUGCCAUUCAUUUCCUCGGCACUGUGUUGUUGAAGCGUUCGGUCGCCGUUGCGUUUUUUUGGCUGCCACACGAGUGUGAGAGAUGUUUGUUUUCUUUUUGAUAUGGACAUGUAUACAGCCUGUGUGCAUGCGAUGCGCGUGACGCGCCGUUGUCCCUGCUGCUGCUGCUGUCGAGUGCAGCGCUCUGUGUUUGUGUGUGUGUGUGUGUGUGUGUGUAGGCAGCCUUCUCGUGGAUGAGGCUGACCGUAGUAGCCAGAUGGAUGCCGUUGAUGUGUACUGAAUGAGUUUUGUGAGUGAGUGCAGAGUGCGUUUUUGGAGACUGGAGAGACCUACUUGGGGGUGUGCGACUGCGCAUACGUUGCAUGUCGGUGAAGGUCCAUCUCAU